Messenger RNA from Pogonomyrmex barbatus (red harvester ant), 7407 nucleotides. It is a transcript of the gene Fife, whose product is annotated as regulating synaptic membrane exocytosis protein fife. The record is from RefSeq and is a predicted model, not a curated record. Gene Ontology annotation, biological process: regulation of synaptic plasticity; calcium ion-regulated exocytosis of neurotransmitter; positive regulation of synaptic transmission. Lineage: Eukaryota; Metazoa; Arthropoda; Insecta; Hymenoptera; Formicidae. Gene Ontology annotation, molecular function: small GTPase binding; transmembrane transporter binding. Gene Ontology annotation, cellular component: presynaptic membrane; cytoskeleton of presynaptic active zone.
UCGGUGGGAGAAACGGCAGACCCGGGCAGUGCAAGCCGGGCUGCCUGCCCGACGAUACGGUCGUUACGUUGAGAUGUCGCGGUAAUUUGUCUCUUUUUUUUUUCCUCUGCACGCAAGUUGAGCUUGACACCGCUCGUUCAGGACGUCGGUUUCGUCUUUCUCCCCAUCCCUCCCGGGCACACGCCGCCGGCGCAUACGUCUGUCGGGGGCCGGUGUUCUUUCGAGCGUCGUAAAAGUGGACGUGCCAAGACAAUACCGGAGAGCACGUGCAUCCGUGCGAAAGGGGGCCGAAGAGCGCGCUCGAGGGGUCGCACACGCACCCCCCUACCCCCUUCUUGGAAGGCUCGCGCUGCAGCCGACAAGUAACAGAAUCGCGUGAUCGUCGGACACCGGAGCCACUCAUGCCACUCAUUUGAGAGCGAGCGAUGACGGUCGCAGGAGAUGCUUUCGCGGCAGGAGGGCGAGCCGCACGGCUCCAUCUUACGCCAAUCAAGAUUCCGCAGCUGUAAAGAUAUCGCGGGAUUGCUGUGAGCCGGGAUCGGCGAUCGCGAAUCAGCGGCAAGCACGGGGGUUGGUACGAAUAUUUAUGCCGGUACUCAACGCUGAGCAGGAAGUGACGAGAGGCGCAACUGGGAUUUAGGGAUCCUCUGAUUUCCUCCAUUGGCGGUAUCGAAACACAGACUCGUCAGGAUGUUGCGCAACAACGUGAUGUCAUUUAUGAAGAAGAUGGUGAUGACGCAACCGGAAGCCAGUGCAUCAGGAUCAGUCACGCCGGAGGAAAGUGGAAAAACCUUUAGCAAAUUAUUACAGUUGGGAAACAUCAUAGCGACAGGAAACGUAGCGAAGCCGGCCAAGGUUACCCCGGUGGAAGAGAUUCCCAAGGAAGAGUCCACAAUUGAAUCUUUAAAACCAAAGUCGGAAGUAGGCGGCAAGACAAGCAGCGGGGACGACUGCAGGGUAUGCCGGAAGUCGUUCGGUCCUGAGGAAGUCUCGCGAACUUGUUGCGAGUGUCAACACAAGGUCUGCGAGGACUGCGCCUCGUAUUCGACGACAACGAAUUCCGACGAUCUGUCUUCCUGGCGAUGUAGCGUUUGCCGUCGAAAGAUCGCCUCGAGGGACCAGCCAAUAGUGACACAAGAAUCCACAGAUUCGAUGUUGGACGUGCCGUGCCUGGAGACUCUUCACAGGAGGCACAGCGACGCUCGACUCGGUCCCACCGGAAGUCAGAUAGGCACACUUGGAAGCGGUCUGGCUCCGCCACGGAGUCCGGAAAUCCGAAGGCAUUCUGAUGUUUCGCCGGCUAGUUUGAAGGAACUGGAGAAGUUUCGAAAGGUUGCAGGAGAACGCCAGAGAGAGGAUCUCAGAUGGGAGCGCGAUCUGGACCGGAAGAGCAAGUCAAGGGGUGGCUCGCCCGAUCGCCAUCAAGCCUCCGAUAGAGGGAGAGCGACCAGCCCUCAGAGGGUCGUCAUGUCAGCCCAGACGGGCGCGAUCGAACAGGAAGGCGGUGAUCUGGACGACGAGGAAGAACGUCGUCGGCGCGCUCGUCGCGGGGGCGGUACGGUCCGCCGUAAAUCUCGCGUGACCAGGCAAAGAUCUUACGAUGAUGAAAUCAAAACGGCGGCCGCGAUGGCUGCCGGUGGAGCGCAGCCCGCACAUCCCGACACCGGCCUAGGACUUCCGGUUCAGCUGCCAAGACGAGCGUCCGCUUACGAUGUUUACGCUGUGCCCGGAAGUAGCGGUCUUAACGCGAUGGCUAUCGCUGCCUCCCAACAAAGAGCCUCCAUUUCGGCACAAGGCACCCGAGAACCUGAAGAACGGCCUGCAACGCGCAGAUCCUCCUUCCGCGCAGUGAAACCGGUGAUGCCGUACGAUGUUGCCGCCGACGAUGAAAAGAUGAUUAAGCUAGAUUCGUCAUCUGCACCUGUGGUGGUACCGCCUGUAUCCCAACCUGUUCUUUUACCCGACGAAGAGAGACGCAAUCGACGAAGAGGCUCCCAAUUACCUGACAUAAACGCAAUAAGGGCAUUGACCUCGGCUCAACCAGGAGCAGUAAAAGGUGCUCCUGUAGCAGCUGUAAGCAGGGUUGCAGCUGAAGAACGCGAAUUGCCUAGGCAAGGAAGUCUUGUCGACGGGGAAGGCAUCAAAAUCGUUAUUCAUGACGUCGACAGCGAUCUUGCUCCACGAAUAAACGCGAAGAGGAGGGUAAAGCUGAGAAGAGAUCCGGUUAUGGAUAAAGGACACAGAACACGUGGAUUUGGCAUGAGGGUGGUAGGCGGCAAGACCGGGUCGGACGGGCGCACCUUCGCGUGCAUCGUAUGGACCGUGCCGGGUGGCCCCGCCGAGAAAGCUGGCUUGCAACAAGGCGACAAGGUGCUAGAAUGGUCUGGCGUAUCUCUGGUCGAUCGGAGCUUCGAGGAGGUACAGCAAAUAAUCGAACGGACCGACGAUGUGGCAGAAUUGAUGGUAGAACACACGACCGAUAUCACCGGAGAUUUGCUGGACGAUCCGCAAUCCGGAAAAACACCUACAAAUUUGGGCCUGCUGAUGGAAACCGAUACGGAGAAAGCGCCUUCAUCGCCGACGCGCAGGAAACUGCCAAAGACGCCGGAACAAAUAGCAAAGGAGAGGCAGGUGACCGGUCGCGUACAGAUUCAGGUUUCGUACGAGGCGGAACGCAAAGAAUUGAUCGUUUCGGUUUUUAUGGCCGACGACUUAUGUGCGCGAGAAGAUACUGGAUUCGGCACCCUGCCGGAGGCUUUCGCUAAGCUUACCCUUGCCCCGCCAUCCGGCGAUGCAAUUCCGCUGAAAACUAUCGUAGCUGAGCCGACCCAGAAACCUAUCUGGAACGCGACAUUGUUCUUUACUGGAGUCGAUGGCGAGAGCCUGAUGGAACGUGCGAUCGAGGUGACUCUCUGGGAUUACUGUCCCGAUGGCGAUAAUGUGUUCCUUGGCGAAUGCACGGUCGAUGUUCAGCGAGCGCUUGAAAAUGAUAGAGCGGUUUGGUACCGACUGGAGGAUCCACGCGGACUUCGAACGGGUAAAUCUCCUUAUUGUUCGCCACGCGGCUCGUUGUCGAUGGAUGUCGCCCAGAGAUUGUUCAGGAAGGAACUGCGAGAUCGUAGCUACAGCGAUGAUACGCAGAGCGACAGCGGCAGCCCGGAGUUUUGCUUCCUGCAUCCGGACCAUGCCUGGCAUGCCAAUUCCAGACGUGGUUCCAGCCAGUCCGAGCAGCUCGAGGUCGAGCCCUACGAGCUCAACCGGGAUUACAGCAGAUCCCUGCCGGGUAGCCGCAGGAGCAGCUUCCAAAGUCAGGGCGGCACCGACAGCAAACGUGGAAGCAUGGGCGAAGCUGAUAUGCCCGCUAUAGUACACUAUAAUCGUGAUCGGCGGCGAAGCUCUUUCACCAGACCGAUGAGGGAUCCUGAGGAGAUUCUGGAGGGGUUGCGAGCACUGAAGGCGACCAAGGGCGAGCUCAGCAGGACCAUGAGCCUCACCGGUGACAAGAGACGUGGCAGUCGGCGGGGUGAGCGCAAAGACAGCGUCAUGGAGAUUCCUGAGAGAUUUUACGAUCGAAACAGCGAAUCCGAUGAAGACGAGAAAUGUGGUCAAAAUGGCGUCGAUCUGAAACUGGGUCGUGGACAGCUGCUGCCGAAGGGAUUCAAAAUAAUGAGUGGAACGCAGAAUGGCGAAGUACAAUUGGGCUUUUAUCUGUGCAAGGGAACUCUCGAGGUCGAAGUUAUCUGCGCAAGGGACAUUUGUCCCGAGGAAAAGGAGGAGCCAGACACUUACGUGAAGACGUACUUGCGAGAACGAGACGGCGAUAAGUGGCUGCAGAAGCGCAAGACUCGCGUAGUACGACACUCGAAGAAUCCGCAGUAUCGGCAGACGCUGAAAUACGGGCGCUGCGACACUCUGGGCAGGCACCUGCUGGUGAUGCUGUGGGAAAAGAAGCAGGCCUUCGAGAGCAACCAGGGUCUGGGCGGCGCCGAAGUGGAUCUCGAUCUGCUGCCGCCGAAGGAAUUCAUCUUCGAUUGGUAUCCGCUCUUCCCGAUCCACACCCUCGGCACGCACAAUGCGGACUCGCCAUGAUGGCUAAGGGAAAAAUGGGCCCUCGAGGCUGGCGAGCUCGACCUCAGACUGAGCCUUUUGCUCAAGGACGAGGGCGAAUCCGUCGUGAAGAUCAUCUCUUGAUGGAAAUCGUGGCUGAUCACGUGGCAAUGUCGACUGGCUCGAAUCCUACGCGAUCUCGAUUUCCGCGAGAUAAUUCGGCGUUCCUUAUUGUUGCAAGUCCUUGAGUGUGGCGACGGGGCUCACGUUGUUCCAGAAGGCAAAUGAAGUUCGCCGCGACGGAGUUUUCAUUCCGCGUUGCUAUCGUAUUAUCUUAUAAUUAUAAUUAUAAGUUAUAUUAAUCGACGGUAUGCAAAUAUGUUCGGGCGUACUUUUGUGUUUUUAUUCAAUCGAACAAUUGAAGCACGUGUUACAUAUGUAUGAGUAUUAAAUAAAUAUACGCUCAUUAUUGUCUCGAUAUUAAGUCGAUUAAUAUAUGCUUUAUAAUUGUUUAUUAAUCAAUAUGAAAGUGCAAACAAACAGGCAAGUCAUUAAUGAAUGGGGCUACAUCUGCUAGUAAUAAAUAAUUCCAUUACUGAUUAACUGAUUUGCAAAUACAAAUAAUAGUAAGAAAUUAUAGAAUCUGAUUAUUCUCGAAAUAUAAUUAAAAAUUUAUAUUUUUUCCUUUUUCAAUAGGUACAAAUCUCAAAACAAACAUCGCUAACAGAUAUAGACAUUUAGUUGCAUUGUUCAUUACAAUGUAUAAAAAAUAAUCGGUAACGCGGAUUGAUCGUACGUCGCAUCGACAAACUUGAUUAAAAAGAUCGAUAAUCAUGCGUAAUGUAUAACCGGAAGACAAUCAACUUCAGAUGGUUUAUACAAUUGUUCAAGAAGACAAUCAACUUUAAAACUCGUAACGACAUGCUUCCAUUGAACUUACCACUUGUGGGUCGACGUUAGAGUCAGCGUCGUCGCGUUUCAACUCGGCGAAAGAAGAGAAAAAAAAAGAGGGGAAAUAAGGAAAACAGAGUCGAAAGAACCGAGUUCCUUGAUUAGCGCCUUUCGAGAUCCGCGAGUAUUUUUGCAGGCAUUCGCGGUGACAGUAGCAAUAAAGGUGUACCUGUGCAAAUCUGCUUGCAUAAAGCACGGGCAGAGAAAGAAAGGUAUGGUAAAGUUUAUUUUUUGAGGAAAUAAUUACAGAAACAAGGUGGAGGCAGCCAUGUAUCCUGAUGAGAUGAUAAGGGUCCAUUUUUCCCGAAACAAAUAUAAUGUCGAGUACGAUCGACUGUGCGAAGCGAAACUCGACCGACAUCUGCCGCCGGCGGUGGUUUCCUCUGGUUGAUCCAGUCAGUGAUUCGAUCGAAUUUCGCACGUGCCAAUUCAAAUAUCGAUACUUAAAGGAUCAACGGGGGAUAUAAAGCCCGUUUGAUCUUUUUACGUCGACAGGGCACUUUCGGGAUUCGCGUUUCUGUUUAAAGUAGACGUUCGAUCUGCGAAUGCGACACAUAUAAGUUUGCGAUAAUGCAAUAAACUUUCUCUUCUGCUUUGCAUAAUUUGAUGUAUAAUUCUGAAUUGUAUUACCUUCUAUCGUGCACUUACAUCAGAUUUGUUACGUAUAUAUAAGCAUUAAUUUGUGCGAGCAUUAUAAUGCAAAUCUGUAAACUGUAUUAUUAUCGCAAAUUAUAGAGACUCAAAAUUUUUUAUAUACACAGUCAGCAUUCCAAAAAAAAAAAAAUGAUAGAAAAAUAAAAGACAAUCGAAUCGAAGUGAAAUGCCCCGGUCGACGUAAAUACUUAAUGCUUUAACUAUUUAAUGGUAGACAAUCGUUUCAAGGCUCGCUGGUCGAGCUGAUGAUAAACAAAAAAAGGAGCAAUUAGCUCGAGGUGAUGGCGAGACGAGCGGAUGAGUUCCCGGAAGUAACUUCGCGGCCAACUUGAAUAAUAACCAACUAAACUCGGUGUUUAGAAGUCGCACAACUUUUGUAGCUCGUAGACUGAUAGUGGGACGGACAGGUGGAUUUCUUCGACGUUUCUCAGAUGUAAUACUGACGUCCCGUUUUGCGUAGCGUCUCGAAGAUCAUACUGAUGACUCCACGAAGCAAUUCCGAGCAGUUCGAUUGGCUAUGAAAAAAAAAGAAAAAAAAAAAAGAAAUUGACAGAGAUAACGAAGUCGAAAGUAAUACGAUACGGCAAAAAUUUCAACACGAACUUAAUUCACUUCGGGAUCACCUACGAUGAUUCUCGAGACGCGUUAAUGUGAAUGUUUAAGUCCUACAAUGUCCCACGACGAGAUUAGGGACAGAAUGGAUUGUCCAGAAUUAUUGCGCUUACCCCGCCCGAGUAAUUAGCGAUAGGAAAUAAACGUGAUAAUAUCGUACAGAAAUAAUUAAUUAAUGAUCCGACAGCAUUCUUACGAUAUGAUCCAUGGGUCACGUAUUGAACGAUGGAAGAUCACAAAUUUAUUAUUAUACUGAGUGUGGUGCGUGCGCAGACGGGGAUGAACCACGCGAUAUUUAAGUCAUGUGAUGUAUGUGUAUAACGCGAUAUAAGCUUUUACAGCAUCCAUCUGAACCGUGUACACAUGCAUAUAUCUAUAUAUAUAUAUAUAUAUAAACGUAUUAUAUAUCAUUGCAAGCCGCGGGGAAAAAAAAACUGUAACGAAGGAUAAUCAAAAUGUACAUGUGUUUAACUGAUAUGAUUAAGGAUAAAUACGGUGUCAUUGUCCCACGUCAUUAAAACUCGAUGUUAACGAUGUAGAUGUUUAAGGGAUGUCAACGAAAGUUCAAUCGAAAAUUUAUUUUGGCCAAAUCCAUUGAAAUGAAAUUCUCAACGAUGACGAUACGUGUGCGAUUCUUAUAUCUUGUAAACCCCUUUUUGCCGUAGGUAUUCUUCCGUUUGGUUUCCUUUUUGUAAAUAUCACAUCUAUAAAGCAUCAGAGAGCUUUGAAUUUUCUCUCUUACGAAAGCUUUUACUUAUCCAUCAGAUUAAUGUCGGAUCUUUGAGGUCCGACAGGUAUUCAGGUCCAGGUAGUUUGAACAAAUCUUGCGACUCCUUUGAGGAUUCCUUUGCAAUCUACGGCAAAUUUCUGAUCGGAGAGACGUGCAGGCGGAAUCGCGAGCGCCCAAAAGAAGCAUCCGAAGAAAGUAAUUUUUUACUGUUAAAACACACAGAGCGGGAAAGCAUAUCGGCUCGAGAAAAAAAAAAAGAAAAAAGAUACUUUAAUUACGGUUGUGUUGUUCACACAUCUUUUGUCGAUAUAAUCGCUACAUCAGUCUCUCGCCUCGAACGCCAGUGACACACCUCGCAAGACUCAUAAACGAGACGAUUGUGCCUUUGCGAGGGCUACGUCAGGUAUAUCGUA